GCCCCGUUUUUGGGGGGGAUCAGCUCACAGUUGUGCAGCUUCUUUUGCAAAGGGGAAAAGCCAGCCAGCAACAGGACUGCCCUUCCUGACAUUCCUGAACGCAACAUAGUUCCAAAGCAUAUUGAGAAUGUAUCUCAUACUAAGGCAGCAAACAGGGGCACCGACUUGCCCCCCACAUUGAGGGGGCCCAGUGUCACGUGAUGUUGCUGAGAGAGAAGGGUGAACAUUGCCCUCCAUGCCUCCCCCCCCCCCCGGCGAGCCAGUGCUCACUGGCGGAGGCGGGGGAUGGCGGCCCCCUCAGUUUGGGGGGAGCUCAACCUCCUGCCUAGAAAUAUUGAGGGAACUGAAGCCCCUUCCGCCCCCUAUAGUUGGCGCUCCUGGAAGCAAAUUCUCCCGACUCCUUUCUCCAUUCAGAUGUCAGCUAGGAGUCUGAAGGGGCCAUUAGUGGCUGCUGCCCAAGUCCAUAACUCUCUUCCUCUGGAACCUCACCAAAGGUUGAGCUAAAGCAUCUCUUGGAAGAUUGCUACAUAGAUAUGACAUUUUAGUCAGUGAGAAUCUGGGGGCCACAGGUUUUAUUCUGGGCAUGAGCCAGUGGGGUGGCAUGGAAUCACACAUCGUCUUAGGAUGAUCCCUCUCUAAAUUGCAAAAAGAAUUCUGUGAGGCAAGAUUUUAUUUUUUUUGGAGGGGGGCACAUUUCUACCUCAUAAACAAAGCUUCUUAUUAGCUGAUUCUACUUUUCAUUUUGCUUCCACUCUAGAAAGCCUGAAUAUUGACUUGUGACUCUUUCUGCUUGUCUGAAUAUGGCUGAGAAAAGAAAAGAACUGAGGAUCGCCCUGGUCGGCAAAACUGGAGCUGGGAAAAGCGCAACCGGAAACACCAUCCUGGGGGAGAAACUGUUUAAGUCGGCCAUCUCUUCUUCCUCAGUGACAGCAGAGUGUCAGAGAGAGGAAACAAUCAUUGGUGGUAGGAAAGUUGUGGUGGUUGAUACGCCUGGCUUUUUUGACACAAAUGUUCCAGAAGAUGUGGCUUCCAAGGAAAUCAAGACCUGCGUGAAGUACAUCUACCCGGGAGCCCAUGCCAUCAUACAAGUCAUUCAACUGACUCGUUUCAGCCCAGAAGAGAAAGCUGUUGCUCAAUUAAUCCAGAAGAUCUUCAGCUGCAAAGCCAAGGACUACAUGAUCAUCUUGUUCACCCGCAAGGAAGACCUGGAAGGUAUGCCUUUGAAAGAGUUCUUAAAGGCGGGAGACCAGGAUCUGCAGAACCACAUCGCUCAGUGUGGCGGGAGAUGCCUGGCUUUCAACAACCGAGCGAAAGGGCAGGAAAGAGAGGAGCAGGUGGCCGAAUUGCUUGGGAUGAUUGACGACCUGGUCAAAACGAACAAGGCAGCCCCCUGCUACACGGAAGACAUGCUAGAGGAGGACAAAAAAGAGCUUAAGAAGAAUCCUGAUUUUAGAUUACUGUGUAACAUACUGUAAUAGAGUAUGCCAUGGCACAUGGGGUGCUUUAACCCUCUUCCCCCCACCUCCAUCUAUUGUCUUCUGCAAAUCUGUCUCUCUCAGAGCAGUUCUUAGUCUCAAAGGAAAAAAAACAGGUGAUAUAUCAUUCCCCUGAUAUAUUUCAAACACGUGGUUUGAAAGCGGUAGUAAGAUGCUGGAAUCCACCAAUUUAACCUUGGACCCAAAGUGGGGACUGCCUCCUCCGGCCUUCUGGAGGAGGGAGGGACCUUUCUGUCAACACCCCAAGCAAACCGCCCAGCCCAAGGGGCCAGCUUUACUGAGAGAGGCAAGGGUAGGCAUUGUACACUUCUUGAGGAAAGAUAUUUCUUCAUCUCAAAUCGCUUUACAUCAUUUGGUGUUUGCCCUCAGAAUAAUCUUGUUAGAGACACCAUUUACCCAUGAUUCCCAUUUUACAAAAUGGAGACUGAGGCAGGAGUGUUACUUGCCCCAGUCGCCUCCCCGAUUGAGUUUGUUUUAAUCCAUAAGAAGACCAGCUUUUGUUGAGAGGAGUGGACUGCCUGACUCUGGGUUCCCAUCUAAGUCUAUUACUUCCCCAUGCUCAGUUGUGCAAAUUUAUAAGAAAAUGGCAUUACAGUGGUACCUCGGGUUAAGUACUUAAUUCGUUCCGGAGAUCCGUUCUUAACCUGAAGCAUCACUUUAGCUAAUGGGGCCUCCUGCUGCCGCCGCGCUGCCAGAGCACAAUUUCUGUUCUCAUCCUGAAGCAAAGUUCUUAACCCGAGGUACUAUUUCUGGGUUAGCGGAGUCUGUAACCUGAAGCGUGUGUAACCUAAAGCGUAUGUAACCCGAGGUACCACUGUAUUGUCUUGUUUGCUGUGGGUUUGUAAUUUUUCUUGUUGUCCAUUGCUUUGACACGUCCUAAUAUAUAUAUAUUUUUUUGCAAAUAAAUACUUGCCAAUAAAUAAUCUUUAACUCUGCAAAUAAACAAUCAGUGA
Podarcis raffonei (Aeolian wall lizard) is the source of this 2449-nucleotide messenger RNA. Its product is annotated as GTPase IMAP family member 4-like. The transcript is spliced from 2 exons. The coding region runs from base 801 to 1475 and encodes 224 amino acids. The record is from RefSeq and is a predicted model, not a curated record. NCBI's taxonomy places the organism in Eukaryota, Metazoa, Chordata, Lepidosauria, Squamata, Lacertidae. Gene Ontology annotation, molecular function: GTP binding.